This is a messenger RNA of Gryllus bimaculatus (two-spotted cricket), 5332 nucleotides long. NCBI's taxonomy places the organism in Eukaryota, Metazoa, Arthropoda, Insecta, Orthoptera, Gryllidae. The record is from the annotation of a GenBank genome assembly.
AACUUUAGUAAAGUGAGAGACUUGUUACAGCAGCGGUAAAGUGCACGCGGAGUUUCGGGAUUUUAAUUUUCAAUAGGUGGUUCUACUGAGUGAAUGUACGUCCUCAAAAGUUUCGCUGUCAGUCGUCUCGCAGCGGCGUGCGCGUAAAAGUCGUAUGGUGUUGCUACGUGGAAUUGCGUAACCUCGUGGUUUGUCCCGUCUUUAACCUUCGUGUUGCCGGCGAUCAGCUGUAAUCGGUCUCUUCUUCAGUUACAAGAUAUCGUGGGUUUGUUCUCCGCAGCAGCAGAAUUUCCUCCGCAUUAGGCGCCCAGCACGUCCGCAGCACCAACUGAGCGAUGGGCGAGCGGCGCGGCAUGCGCGCCCUGGAGGCGUGGUGCCGGCGCGUGACGGAGGGCUACCGCGGCGUGCGCGUCGACAACAUGAGCACGUCGUGGCGCGACGGGCUGGCCUUCUGCGCGCUCAUCCACCACUUCCGACCGGACCUCAUAGACUUCGACAGCCUGGAUCAGGCGGACGUGUACCGCAACAACGAGCUGGCGUUCCGCGUGGCCGAGCGCCACCUGGGCAUCCCGGCGCUGCUGGACGCGGAGGACAUGGUGGAGUAUGCCGUGCCCGACCGCCUCUCCAUCCUCACGUACCUCAGCCAGUUCUACCAGGCGUUCGGCGGCAGCACGCAGCCAGGAGCUUCUCCUGGUCGUGUGGCUGCCAAGCGGGCUGCCAGCACUGCUGACCAUGUUUCCAUGUCGGAGAGUCCUCCUGUCAAGGUGGCUGCCCACCCGCCUGCUGGCGUGCUGCCUGCCAAACGCCGAGAGCCCUGUGCUGCCUGUGGGCUCCCUGUAUUUCUGGCUGAACGUCUCUUAGUGGGUGGGCGCACCUUAUACCAUCGCUCAUGCUUUCGCUGUGCUCGUUGCAAUCAUCCACUUAGUCUUGCUAAUUGUUAUGAGACAGAAGAUGGUCAUUAUUGCUGUGAAACAUGUCCAGAUGAAGUCCUUGAAGAGAAGAAGUUAACAAGUGUGCCUGAAAUUUGUGUACCUGAAUUUUCUGAUCGUUACAGUGCUGAUUUCGAGUCAGCUUUAGAAAGCACAGAAUCUUCCAAACGGCCAUCGAUAGACUCUUUUGAACAAACUCAUGUUUCAGCAGCUAGGUCCAAUUUUAUGAGUUCACUCAUGCUUGCAGAAGACAGUUUUAGUGAGACAGAUAGUGACGUUCUCUCUCGAGCAUCUUCCAACAGAGACCUUGUUCAGUUAGAUAGCACAGGCAAAGCGGAAGUCAUCAGCAAAACUCAUCAGCCCGUAAAUGAUAACACAAAUUCUGAUGCUCACUUAAAUACGUUGUCUUCCAAAGUAGUAGAAGUUAAACCAAAAAGUGUAGAUGAUAUUAAAGAUAGUGUUAAAGAGGAGAAAGAGUCAUCUAAACACAGCAGUAAUCCAUCAGAUAGUCUUAAGAAACAAAGUGUUAGUGAUAGUUUAGAUGUAAGUUGUCAUGUUUCCAGUAGUGGAGAGUUAUCAAAGGAAGCAACAAACAAUGAAAAAUUAGUUGCUCAUCCUUUUAUUUCAAGUAUUAUUACCAAGAGUAGCAAUAGUGAUAGUCAGCCAAUUACUGCCAACAGAGUACUCAGAGACGAAAGUGAUCUUAGUAAGUUUGAUGAGAAACAACGUACCAAAGAUUCUGAUCUGACAGUUCAAUCUCCAAAAUCUCUUGUAAAAAUGCGACUGAAAAUGUUUGAAAACUCAGAGGGCACUCCUGCCACUAGUUCUGUUGCAGACAAAGCUUCUAAGACGGAUUCUAAUAAGAGAUAUGCUCUAUAUCGAAAAAAUACUGAUGAAGACUCAUCAGAUCCAGGAGAUAAAUCUGACUUGGAGAAAAAUAUUAAUAAUACAACACCUGCAAAUGACUCCCUGAAGGGUAAUGAAGUAAUAAACAAGUCUUUAAGUAGUGACACACAAGAUUUAAUUUCAAAAGAUAUUCCUUGUAACAGGUCUUCAAUAGAAGAAAAAGAUUCUUUGAGAAUAAGCAAUGAUUUUAAUGAACUGAAGAAAGAAGUGCCUAUUAUAUCAGUGCCUUCUACAGAAGAUGUUAAAAGUGCAGAAAGUAUCAAAGGCGCAGAAGGUGUUAAAAGUACAGAUGUCAGAGGUGCAGAAGAUGUCAGAGGCGCAGAAGGUGUCAAAGGUACAGAUGAUGUCAAAGGCGUAGAUGAUGUCAAAGGCGCAGAUGAUGUCAAAGGCGCAGUAGAUGUCAAAGUCGCAGAUGUCAAUGGCGCAGAAGAUGUCAAAGGCGCAGAAGAUGUCAAAGGCGCAGAUGAUGUCAAAAGCGCAGAAGAUGUCAAAGGCGUUGAAAAGGUCAAAAACACAGAAGAUUUUAAAAAUGCUGAAGAUGACAAAACUGUUGAAGAUGUCAAAGGCACAGAAGAUGAUAAAAAGUCAGAACAAGAAGAGGAAGAUACUAAAACUCCACCUGAUGAAAGACAAAUGGACACAGAUUCAAAAACAUUAGCAGAAAGCAGUUCACAAGAAAUGGAAGAUGCAAAAAGUUCGACUACACUUCAGAGGUCAUCUCUGGAGGUGCCUGGUGAAGUUCUUUCUGUAAGUUCCAGUACAAUUCAGGAGAAAUAUCCUUCAGAACUUAAUCCUUUUGGGGAUGAAGAAGAACUGCCAGAAGAACCUGUUGGAAAUACUGCAUCUCCUGUCAAAAUGUUAAACAUUUCAGGUGGUUCAAAACAAGAGAGCACAAAUCCUUUUGGCUCUAGUGAAGAUGAGGAAGAUAAUGAUACCAAGGAAAAAACAGGUGUGAUCACACAAACACCCAUUUCAAAGCCAUCAUCAACAAAACCUCCUCGACCACCUCUUCCAGUAAUUCGUCCCAAAGUAGAACAUCAAAAAAAAAUGAUAGAAGCACCUAAAGUGAAUUUGAAUCCAUUUUGGAGUGAUGGCGAAGAACCAAGUGAAGAUGAUGAUACAACAGAAUUGCGAGACCAGUCAACUGGCAAGACUCCUGUACCUCGCCCUAGAACAAUUAGACCUACAACUACAUCUACCCCAGAACCUACCCCUCGCAGACCAACACCAAGCGCCUCUGGGCACUUCGGUUCAGCUUCCUCUCUAUCCAGCCUGAGUUCCUCUGCAGGAGGAAGCACAACAAGGCGAAAAAAGAAACCUGCACCACCGCCACCCAGUAUGAAAGAGCUGUUUCCCCCGUCCGAGCCUCUUGGCACUUCUACAACAUCUUCUCGAGCAUCGUCUCCCACUACAAGCAUCAAGAGUCACUCUCCUAUGAUGACACCCCGGCACCGGAAGAAAUCCAAACCUGCACCCCCACCUCCACUAAUGCCUCCUCCUGCUGCUGCUGCUGCUGCUGCUGCUACUGCUGCUACUGCUGUUGCUGCUGCUGCUGGCAGCGCUCAAACUUCAGAGUUGGUUCAUCAAGAGAAACUUGAAAAGGAUGUUGCUAAUCGCAACCGUCAAAGUCAAAAUAUAACAUUAUUAGAAUCUCCAAGUUCUCCGAAAUCUGUGGACUCUUUGGCGGUGCAGUCUCCCUCUGCAGCAGUGACACCUCCAGUGCCGCUGGCGGUGCCGAACAAGAGCAUCCAAGGACAGUGGAAGAGGAAGAAGGGCCCUGCUCCUCCCAGGCCCAUCCCCCAGCGCCGCCAGAUAAAGGCGAUCCCCAUGCAAGAAGUGCGCAGAGAACUGGAAGACAUUGAGGUGCAGCAACAAGAGUUGGAACGCCAGGGAGUGAAACUAGAGCAAACAAUAAGAUCCAAAUUUGAGCAGACUGAAUUAGAAGAUUGUAGUAUGACACCAGAUGUUGAAGACUUGGUGCUACAACUAUUUGAAUUAGUUAAUGAGAAGAAUGAACUCUUCCGUCGUCAAGCUGAAUUGAUGUACCUGCGGCGGCAACAGAGGUUAGAGGAGGAACAUGCUGAUUUAGAGUAUCAAAUUCGCUGCUUGUUGGAACGACCGGAGCAAACAAAAACAGAAAGUGAUAAAGCACGUGAAGAAGAACUUAUUCAGAGACUGGUAGAAGUUGUAGAAAGGCGAAACGAAAUUGUUGAAUGUUUAGAAAUGGAUCGGCUGCGAGAGGCUGAAGAAGACCAUAGUAUUCACACACAACUAGGUAUUUUUGCUGCAAAAAGUCGGGGUUCUGAGGAAAAUAAAGAUGAGAAGCAGAACAAAUCGUCCACCGAAAAAAUUAAAUUUAAAAAGGAUAAGAAGAGUAAAAAACACAAAGAAAAGAUUGGUCUUAAAAAAGUAAAUAAGCCUAUUAUUGAUGCUGAUAAGGAUAUUGAUGAGAGUGAAAUUUCAGUUGAUCAUUCCAAAGAGAAGGAAAAGAAAACAAAAAAGAAAUGGUUUUUGUAGUAACAUAAUCAAUAUUCGUAAAUCUGAUGAUGGUUGACUAAUCAAUCGAAAUCAAACUAUUAUUGAAAGAUGUAUUUGCAGUAACUAUAUCAGUUGACGGGUUGAUUUAUUCUGUUAAAUCAUUUUGAAAAAUAUUUAUUACUUUUCAAUACUAUUUAUAAAUUAUUUUUCAUAUUAUCUUGGUUAGGCCAUAGAUUGUCCAAUUACAUAAGAAAAGAAAAAAGAAAUUGUUUAUCAAUUGUGUUUUGAGUUGCUGAAAUGUGUGGUGUCAGGUUGGGGACCAUAACUACUGCAAGUUGCAGGAAACUAUUUUUACUCGGAAUACUUUGUUGCAAUUAAUUCAGGCGAGCACCAAGUGCCUAUUUUUCUCAUGUUUUUGUGUACUCCCUGAAUUAUGAGAAAAUGAAAUUUUGUGUUGUGAUGAUUUGUCUAGUCUUCAGGUGGACAUUGUCUCUAUUGACAUUAAAAUGACUCAAAAUAUGAAUGAGAAAUGGCAUAUUCUCUAAAGAAGACCUGUAUGUUUUUAUCUCAAUUUAAUGUUCUAAAACCUAAUAAGUACGUUGGAUUGAAUUUUUUAGUGGAAAUGGAGCAUAUCUCUUAUAUUUUCAAACAAACAAUAUUGACUCAGUGCACAUACAAAUGUAAACAUCAUGUACAUAGUCUCUUAGUAGUUAUAUUUUUCAUUUUAGACCUAUUUUAUGGAACUUCUCAAAUGUAAAGACUUAAUUAAGAUUAGAUAAUGCAACAAAUGAGCACAAAAUAUAGACCAACAAUGUCUUGAAGUGUUUACAUGCUGUUCUCAAAAUAUGCAUGAUAAAUACUUGUUUUUUUGUUUCUUUAUUCAGAAUAUGAAUUUAUUUCAAAUAUUUACAAAGAUGUUGCAAUGCUAUUGCCUGUACAGCAGAAGUUCAAGGGAAAGCUUCUGUAUCUUUUUAGCAUAUUUAAGAGUACUAUUAAAGUAUUAUUUAAUUUUGUAUGAA